Molecule: messenger RNA, 1140 nt
Organism: Trichobilharzia regenti
Lineage: Eukaryota; Metazoa; Platyhelminthes; Trematoda; Strigeidida; Schistosomatidae
Source: the annotation of a GenBank genome assembly
AAAUGACAAAACUGUUCAAUGCUUCCUUUCAGUUAGAGCAGUUUAUCACUGAAUCAAUUGAAUUGUAAUUUCGCGCGCAAAAUGUUGACGCAUACCACCAGUACCACCACACGUGAAUUUGAACAAUAUUACGACAUACCUACUACUGAUAUUAAUGCUAGUAGUAGCAGUUAUUUAAUAUUUACAAAAACACCAAAUGUUUCACCCGCUGACUCUUUAAUUCUAAAUCAACCAUUACGUAGGAGUAAUACUGCUGAAAUGAGAAAUCAAAGUCGACAAAAUAAGACAUUCUGUUUACCAUUCAGUAGAAUGAAUAAAUCACCUUACAAAUUGUUACCAGAUCGAUGGUCAUUUAAAAGUAAUGAUCGUCAAAUCUCCUUGGCAGUAAAUGGAUAUAAAGCCGGAAGUAAUCUUCAAGAAACUGAACAAACAUUUGCGAUAAACACAUUUGGUAAUUCAUUUUCAAAGCCUGUCACAUUGGCCUUAUCAUCAUUUAUGCCAAAUAAUCCAGACAGUGUUCCAAAGAAACCUCUGAAAAAUCAAACAAUUAAUAAUAAUAAUAGUCAGCGUAAUAAAUCGCCACUUCAUACAAAAAGGAAACAGUUCAAAGAUCCUUUAUCUCAAUCAUCAAAUAUUCUAAAAGAAGUUGAAAAUACUCGAUAUCAUUGGUUAACAACAAAGCAGACACAUCAACGAAGUACACCUAUCUUGAAUCAAGAACGACAAUAUGGUCGGGUUAAUUUAAUUUCUGCCUAUAGAGGAGAAUCUCCGCCAAGCAGGGUUAGAAAUGACGUAUUAUCAUCUAAUAGUGCUAGGACAGAACACAGAGGAGGACUAUUCAAUGUACACGCAGACAAUAGAACUAAAGCUCCUUAUUAUAUCAUUCACCCAGAAUGGUUAAGUGAAACAAUGACAAUACGCCAACUGGGAUUAUCGCCCAGACCAACUCCAUUACCAAUAAAUAAUAAUAACUAUCUACAAGGUGAUCAAGUUAGAAGACGUGGUCAUUUCACUGCAACUUGUUCAGAACAACAUACAACAAACACCGAUACAACGUGUACAGACUCAGUAGAAUCGUCUAUUAGCCGAAGUCGAAGCCUACCGCCGAAAGCAUUCAAUCCAAUUACAUGGAACUGUUAG